Messenger RNA from Stylonychia lemnae, 2535 nucleotides. The record is from the annotation of a GenBank genome assembly. Lineage: Eukaryota; Ciliophora; Spirotrichea; Sporadotrichida; Oxytrichidae.
AUGAGAUAUAGUAACACUAAAAUCAAAUUGAAUUAAAACAGAGUCUCAUAAUAGUUUGAUUGCAGGAAUGCUCUAAACCUAGUCAUUUUUAGCCUAAUAUUUUUGGCUUUUGAAUCAAAAGCUGUAAUGUAUGAAAAUGAUUUCCAAAACCAGGCAUUAAUAAAUUUUUACUCAAACGCAUAAUUCGAUGAUUCAGAAUUUUGUUUAAUAAGAGGAGAUUUGAUAUUGUAUGUAAGUUGUCCAGGGUCUGAACAGUCAUAUAUAAUUGAUGCCUAGUCAUUCAUUAAUCCAGUGAUCACCUAUGAUGAUAAGACUAAGUUAAAUCAAAUGAUAUUCAAUGAAAAAAUUAUUCUCUCAUAAUCUACUACUAAGUUUGAGAAUAUUACAGAUGUUUACUUUUUAAAAGGAUCUCUUAAUAUAAUUACUUUGAAUUCAACCAUUCAAAGAUAAAAGUCUUAUAGUGUAUUCUAUGAUGGAAUGGAUAAUACUACCAAAGCUCUCGAAUAUAUUUAUCGUAAUAGUGUUACCUUGCAAAGAGUAUUUUAUGAUGGAAGGAUUUAUAUCAGUAAAUUUUGGAAUUCUGACAUUGGAGAGUUCAUCGAGUUCUAUUCCUUUCUGAAUCGACCAACUGUUGAUUAUUCCAGACUAAUGCCAGGAAAGUAGUUCAAUAUGACUUAUGAAAUUAUAAGAGAGUUAAAUGAUGACUACAGUAUUUAUGUAGGCUGGAAUAACUCGUUUGCUGCAAAUAGCUAUUUGAUAUAUUACAAGAUAACUUCAUCAAAUGUUGCAUUGAAGUCGAUCUUUAAUUUGACGCUUAAGUCAAUGUGCACUGAAAAAAUUGCAAUUUCUGAAAGCCUGAUAGUAAUUUUGUGCGAAACUAGAAAAAAGCUUUAAAUAUUUAAAAGAAAUGGCACAAGUUUACUUGGAGAUCUAGUGAUUCCUUCUAACUGGAGUUUUACAAAGAACAAAAUAAAUGGUCAUAUUCCUAUUCAAAACAUGUUCAUAAUUUCAAGAUAAAGUCAUAAUUACAUUUUCUUUAUGGUUACUAAUGUCACUUACUUUACUAGAUAAGUUAUCAUUUAAAGAAAUGGCACAGAUCAGUUAGUAAAUCAAACAGCAAACUCUACUCUAUACUAAUUAUACUUUAUGGAGAUAAUAAUAUCGCCUAGCAAUUAAAUAUUCACAAACUUUGAAUAAGAGCCUGAGAUUCUCUACUAGUCUGACAAAUUGUUCUAAUUUUAGAAGAUUUAUGAUAAUUAUCUUCUUAAAUAGUCUUAUUCGUCACCUUAGUUCUACUCUUAUACUCCAGUUUGCUUUUAUGAUGAGUCGCAUUAUAAGCAAAAAUGCUCUCCAUGCCCCCCUGGUAGCUAUUCUCUUUACUUUAAUAAUCCUGCUUGUUACAGCUGUCUUAACAUAGAAACUUAUGUCUUAAAUCAGUUUCAAACAAGUAAGCUUAAAUUCUUGUGCAAUAAUAACAUGACUUCUAUUUAUGGUGCUAGAAAUUACUCAGUUGAUUAGUAUAAUGAUCCCAUCAAUUUGAUAAAAAUAUCCGAUAACAAUCAGAAUAAUAAUAACACUGAAAAUGGGGGCAAUAAUACAAUUGUAAUCGAUGGAAGUGGAGGUUAAAGUGAAAGCAAGUUAUCAAAUUGGACUAUAGCAUUAUUAGUUGUGGUAAUAGUGACAUCAACUUUUUCCUCUGUUACUGUUAUCAUAUUUUUACUUAGAAAAAGAAUGCUAAUGAGAAGAGGUAUUUAGAGAUCUAGAGUUUAAAAUGGUGAAAUACUGAGGCAUAUUGAUGAGAGUGAGGUUGAUGAUUCCUAAACUGCAAGAUAAAGAGCAAGGUAAGAUAGAGAGAAGUAAAGGAAAACAAAGAUUGAGAAAAUUAAGAAAUUAGCUCCUAAGUAGAAAUAUUCAUCAAUAGAGCAUAAAUAGCUUUUGGCGAAUAAUUGUGUAAUCUGCUGUGAUGAAUUUAAUGAUAAUGAUUAUGUAAGAGAGACUUAAUGUAGACAUAUAUUCCAUUCAUAGUGCAUAAUGUAAUGGGUUCUUAGCUAGCUAUACAAAGAAAAUACAGGUCAAGAUUAGCCAAUUGCUGAUCCUUAUUGCCCUACAUGUAAAGCGAAUAUGCAAGUAGAAGUUGAGAAGAGAGUGUAGAAAGAUUUAGGAUUAGAAAAUUAAAGAUAAAUUGACAAUUUUGAAUUACCUCCAGCAUCCAAUAUUAUUGAUACAGACCGAAAUCAUUCUUAAUCAAAUCGCUUUAUUUCAGAAAUAAAUAACAACCAUAAUUUAGAAGAGAUUCCUACUGUUAUCAUUGAUCAGAGUGAAAGACAGCCAGUGUAAGAAGAAAUGGUUCAAGUGCAAAUAAACAAUUUGGUUGGGGCAGCUCACCAAUCAAUUGAAGGACCGAUUGACAGAAGUAUUACAAUUAGUAGGCUAAUUAGACAACUUGAUGAACCUCUAUCAAGCAAUGAUAUUAAUAAUGCAAUAACAGCAAGUCAGUUAUAAAUUUUACAAGAAAAUUAAAGAGAACAGCUUUGA